Messenger RNA from Ornithorhynchus anatinus (platypus), 2340 nucleotides. It is a transcript of the gene KCNK9, whose product is annotated as potassium two pore domain channel subfamily K member 9. Gene Ontology annotation, molecular function: potassium ion leak channel activity. Gene Ontology annotation, cellular component: membrane. Lineage: Eukaryota; Metazoa; Chordata; Mammalia; Monotremata; Ornithorhynchidae. The transcript has 2 exons. The record is from RefSeq and is a predicted model, not a curated record. Gene Ontology annotation, biological process: stabilization of membrane potential; potassium ion transmembrane transport. Bases 36 to 1184 code for a protein of 382 amino acids.
AUGCGCCCCGCACGGGCGCGCUGCGGCGGGCGGCCAUGAAGCGGCAGAACGUGCGGACCCUGAGCCUCAUCGCCUGCACCUUCACCUACCUGCUGGUGGGCGCCGCCGUCUUCGACGCGCUGGAGUCCGACCACGAGAUGCGCCAGGAGGAGCGGCUGCGGGCCGAGGAGGCCCGCAUCCAGGGCAAGUACAACAUCAGCCGCGACGACUACCGCCAGCUGGAGCUGGUCAUCCUCCAGGCCGAGCCCCACCGGGCCGGCGUCCAGUGGAAGUUCGCCGGCUCCUUCUACUUCGCCAUCACCGUCAUCACCACCAUCGGCUAUGGACACGCGGCCCCUGGCACCGAUGCGGGCAAGGCGUUCUGCAUGUUCUAUGCCGUGCUGGGCAUCCCGCUCACGCUGGUCAUGUUCCAGAGCCUGGGUGAACGCAUGAACACCUUCGUCAAGCACCUGCUGAAGCGCGUGAAGAAGUGCUGCGGGAUGCGGAGCACGGAUGUGUCCAUGGAGAACAUGGUCACGGUGGGCUUCUUCUCCUGCAUGGGCACCCUCUGCGUCGGGGCGGCCGCCUUCUCCCAGUACGAGGACUGGAGCUUCUUCCACGCCUACUACUACUGCUUCAUCACAUUGACUACCAUCGGGUUUGGGGACUACGUAGCCCUGCAAACCAAGGGAGCCCUGCAGAAGAAGCCGCUCUACGUGGCCUUCAGCUUCAUGUACAUCCUGGUGGGCCUGACGGUCAUCGGGGCCUUCCUCAACUUGGUGGUGCUCAGGUUCUUGACCAUGAACAGCGAGGACGAGCGUCGGGACGCGGAGGAGCGGGCGUCGCUGGCCGGGAACCGCGGCGGCGGGGCGGCGGGGACGGCGGCGACCGUGGCCGGGGUGGGCCGAGACCCCCGGCGGGGCCGGCCGCCGCGCUUCCGGGCGGAGGUCGCGGACCUGCAGUCCGUCUGCUCCUGCCUGUGCUACCGCUCCCGUGAGUACACCAGCAGGGUGGUCUCCCACCAGAACUCGUUCAGCUCCAAGCUGAACCCCCAGUACUUUCACUCCAUCUCGUACAAGAUCGAGGAGAUCUCGCCAAGCACACUGAAGAACAGCCUCUUCCCCUCCCCUGUCAGCUCCGUCUCUCCGGGGCCCUUCAGCUUCCCCGAGAGCCACGGGCUGAUGAGGCGGCGGCGGUCCAUCUGACAGGGGGCCCGCGCCUCCGCCUCGGUUUCCCUCCGGGUCUUUGAUUUGGGGCCUUCCCCCGCCGGAGAGCGAGGGGACGGCGGGGACGGAACGCUGCCAGCCUCCCGGGGUGACUCAGUACUGAGCAUGAAGCAUGGAUUGUUACUUUUCCAGCAAAGUAUGCCUUACAUUAUGACCCCCACCCUCCACCGUUUGGUGGUGCUGAGGGGCCAGAGGGGGCGGGGAGUGGCGGGGCCCCAAUCCAAAGCUGCGGUGUUGCGGGCCGUCCCCGAGGGGGUGAGGGUCCAGGGGAAGCCGGGGGGAGGGGGGCGUGAGGCCCCAAUCCAAAGCUGCAGCGGCGUGACCCCCCGUGGCGGGUCCAGAGGCGACCGGCAGCGGUUCGGCCCCAGUCCAAAGCUGCCCACGAGUGGGAGGACCGUCCCCUUCCCCCCGGCCCGGGACCGUCAGGCCUGACAUGUUCUCCGCGGGGCGGGGCGGGGCGCUGUGCCGGGGCUGUUCCAGUCUGCAGCUGAGGCCGUGACACAUUUAAAAGCAUCAGGUAUUCCAUUUUUUUUUCUUCUCCAGCGAUUGUGUUACACAGCAAGCUUUCGACUUGUAGACUGCUUCCAAGAGAAAAGAAAAAAAAAGCCAAAAACCCUUUGAUUCAUCAUUUUGCCAAAACAAGCAUGUAAGCAGUCUGUAUGCCAGGUCUAACCUUUUUUAAAACUGCGAGGUUCUAGAUUGUAUUCAACAUUUUUUAAAACGGGGAGGGGAGGGGGGCAGGAAGAGAUGGAUCAUUUUAGCUUGCCAGUUCAAAAUUAAAAAAAAAAAGCAUGCACUUUGUACAACUGGUAUGCAUUAUUAACACAAGGAAAACUAGCAACGGAAUACAUAAUCAAAAGCAAGUGAUAUUAUUCAUUUAUUAAACUACAUCUCCUCCUGUUCCAACAAUUUACUGGGCAGCUGGAAUUUUUAAAGGAAACUGGAAAAUUGUUGGAACGACAGAGAGUCUAUUGGAUUAUUUUGUCCUCAUUGAUGCACUUAUCAUUUUUGUGCGGCAUCCGCCUGCAUGAACACGAGUUCUAUUUUUGGAAUGCUUGGGUAAGGAUGGGUCAGAGGUCGAUGUAUAUUUUUUUCUAAUAAAAAGUGGCAGGGCAAUCCUUGUUUUAAAAAAAGA